AUGUGGCGAGACCGCACCAACCUCUACAUAUCCUACCGCCAAUCCUACGCUCACCACCCGGCCAAGAAGACGCGGUACGGGCCGGGACCGAGCCGCGAUGGCUUCACGGACACGUACGAGGGGCGCGGUAGCAGCAACGGGGGCGAGGACACGCAGGGCCUGCUCUCCAACGCGGCCGACUACGACAACGACGGGGACGGCGACGCCGUCAUCGAGAUGGACCUGCUGCCGCCGCGCUGGGCCGACAUCAGCGACGAGGUGUCGGACCACCUGGCCGACAUCGCGCGCAAGUCGCAGACCCUCGAGCGCCUGCACCAGAAGCACGUCCUGCCGGGGUUCAACGACGAGGACGCCAAGCGCGCCGAGGAGAGCGAGAUCGAGCGCCUGACUCAGGCCAUCACGAAGGGCUUCCACGACUGCCACAGGUGCAUCCAGCGCGUCGAGGCCAUGGUGCGCGAGGGCAACAUGACCCGCGCUGAGGAAACAAUGGCGCGGAAUAUACAGGUCAGCCUCGCCGGCCGCGUGCAAGAGGCUAGCGCUGGGUUUCGGAAGAAGCAGAGCGCAUAUCUCAAGAAGCUUCGCGGCAUGUCCGGCUUCGGCACCCUCACCCCAACCAACGAGCGCGCAUCCGCGCCCUGGCUGGGAAAUAACAGCACAAACUACGCUGCAGACCCAUCGCUCCAAGAAUCCGACGCCGACCGCUCCUACUCGCAGACGGCGCUGCAACAGACGACACAGCAGCGCAUGCUGGGCAGCAACGACGCCGCCAUCUCGCAGCGCGAGCGCGAGAUCGAGGACAUCGCCCAGGGCAUCAUCGAGCUGUCGGACCUGUUCCGCGACCUGCAGAACAUGGUCAUCGACCAGGGCACCAUGCUCGACCGCAUCGACUACAACGUCGAGCGCAUGGCCACCGACGUCAAGGGCGCCGAGAAGGAGCUCAACAUCGCCACGGGCUACCAGAAGAAGACCACGAAGCGGAAGCUGAUCCUGCUACUGGUCCUGCUGAUUGCGGGCGCCAUAAUAUUGCUAGUCAUCAAACCUAAGAACCACGGCGGCGGUGGUGGGGGAGGAGGGGGAGGGGAUUCUGGAGAUUCGGGAGAUCCGGGGGAUGGCGGAGAUGGAGGGUGA
Messenger RNA from Anthostomella pinea, 1128 nucleotides. Lineage: Eukaryota; Fungi; Ascomycota; Sordariomycetes; Xylariales; Xylariaceae. The record is from the annotation of a GenBank genome assembly.